Fomitopsis serialis is the source of this 1282-nucleotide messenger RNA. RefSeq lists its product as uncharacterized. Gene Ontology annotation, cellular component: mitochondrion. The transcript has 9 exons. Bases 109 to 1146 code for a protein of 345 amino acids. The record is from RefSeq and is a predicted model, not a curated record. Gene Ontology annotation, molecular function: protein-containing complex binding. NCBI's taxonomy places the organism in Eukaryota, Fungi, Basidiomycota, Agaricomycetes, Polyporales, Fomitopsidaceae.
GCCGGUCGGUUCGCCGGCGUCACGCACGGCGGCGAGGACGAGUGUACCGUCCGUCUGAGUCCGCUGCUCAUCGUCCCCUUCAGUCUCUACUCACCGCCGCCAGCGCAGAUGUUGGCCACGUCGACGAACUGCGUGCCUUUGCGGCGCGCAGUCGCUCAGCAAAGAAAGAACCUGCAGAGGGCGUAUCAUGACCUUGUCGCGCUGCCGAAGAAAGGGCCCAUCGUCUCGUACGGCCCGCCUGGACGGAGCGCGACGACGGGCCAUGUCGCUACUGUUUUUGGGUGCACGGGGUUCUUGGGGAGGUACACCGUUGCGAAGCUCGCGAAGGCUGGCACGCAGGUGGUCAUUCCGUACCGCGAGGAGGAUGAGAAGAGGCAUUUGAAGCCCAUGGGCGAUCUUGGCCAGAUCGUUAUGACGGAAUGGGACCUCCGCAGGGACGACCAAAUCGAGGAGUGUCUGAGACAUUCCGACAUCGUCUACAACCUCGUCGGCCGGGAUACGAACCAAGCGGGCGUCCCGCGGUUCGUGCACGUCUCGCACCUGAACGCGGCGCACGACUCGCCGUCCGCGUUCUACAAGUCCAAGGCGCGCGGGGACGACCUCGUCCGCGAGGCGUUUCCCGACGCGACCAUCGUCCGCCCGGCGAUCAUGUUCGGCUACGAGGACAGGCUCCUGAACAACAUGGCUCUCUGGCCAAUCUGGUGGAAGCUCAAUAAUAUGGCGACAAAGAUCCGCCCCGUCCAUGUCUUCGACGUCGCGCAGGCGCUCGCCAACCUCAUCUCCGUGCCCUCGCUCCCGGGCGUGCUCAACCUCCCGGGCCCGUCGACGCUCACGUACGAGUACCUGCUGACGCUCGUCUCGAGCGUGACGUACAACCCCCAUUCGCGCGCGCCCGUCGUGCCGAAGCCCGUCGCGCUCGCGCUCGCCAGGGCCGCGCAGGCGGUGUGGUGGCCCGCGCUGAGCCCGGACGAAGUCGUCGCCGGUACAUCGACGAUGUUGACGUGCCCGGCGACUGGGAAAGUCGGUGUCGUCCCGGAUGAGAUCGAGCAGCAUGCGAUCUCGUACCUCAGGCGGUACCGCUCGGCGGAGAACUUCACCCGGCCGGUUGUUUUCCCCUCUUCGAGGGAUGCCGAGUACGGAUUGUAACGGUGGCGUGGACAUGUGGUCCGUCUCGUAGAAUAUCAUUUGCUUCAAUGAGAGGUGUCGCUUGUCUGGCUUCCACGUCGCACGUCGUACGAGAGCACUCAAUGCAAAGUCGUGAAUUGGUCUGAUUGACAUUGCG